AACCUAACUUGGUUGUCAUUUGGCUGCAGGAUGGUGUUGCUGGCUGUCGUUAGGUCGAGCAUUUCAACAAAUAAACGCUUGUUCCGUACAUCCGCAACGAAUUUAACUGGAUUUAAGAAGUGGUACCGUGGCUUGUGGGAACCGAAAAUGGUGGGACCACCGUAUUCCCACGUCACCCAAAUCGGGGAUCCAAUAUUGAGAAAGAAGUCUGAGCCAGUCCCGACCGAAGCCGUUAAAAGCAACGAAAUGAAUCUCCUCAUCGAGCAAAUGAUCGACGUCCUUCGCAAAUAUGAAUUGGUUGGAGUGGCGGCACCGCAAAUUGGAAUUGGCUUGCGUAUCAUUGCCAUGGAGUUUAGGGAAGAUUUAGUGAAAAAGUUUCCGCCUGCGGUGUAUGGGGCCCGGCAAAUGUCUCCGCUGCCAAUGACGGUAGUAAUAAACCCAAUACUCAAAGUAACCAAUUUCAACAAAGUCAAGUUUCCCGAAGGAUGCGCAAGCGUAAAAGGUUUUUCGGCAGAUGUUGAGAGGUACGAGGAAGUUAAUCUUAAAGGGGUGUCGCGAACCGGAGAGGAAAUAGAUUUAAAUUUAAAAGGUUGGAACGCAAGAAUUGCACAGCAUGAAAUGGAUCAUUUAGACGGAAAAAUCUACACAGACAUCAUGGAUCGGUCAACCUUCAACUGUACCUGCUGGGAGGCUAUAAACGCCCAUGAAGGACGAGUAGAGAUCCGGUUUACGCCAAAAUAGAUUUUUAUUGAAAGUUGAUUAGUUUGUAACAUACAAAUAAGCUAAAGUGAUUGGCUUUUAUUAGACGCAUUUUUAAAUAAAUUUUUUAAUAUUGUUA
Messenger RNA from Hermetia illucens (black soldier fly), 838 nucleotides. RefSeq names its product peptide deformylase, mitochondrial-like. Gene Ontology annotation, molecular function: peptide deformylase activity. The record is from RefSeq and is a predicted model, not a curated record. NCBI's taxonomy places the organism in Eukaryota, Metazoa, Arthropoda, Insecta, Diptera, Stratiomyidae. The transcript is spliced from 2 exons. Gene Ontology annotation, cellular component: mitochondrion. Gene Ontology annotation, biological process: N-terminal protein amino acid modification; peptidyl-methionine modification. The coding region runs from base 31 to 741 and encodes 236 amino acids.